Messenger RNA from Saprolegnia diclina VS20, 1230 nucleotides. RefSeq lists its product as hypothetical. The record is from RefSeq and is a predicted model, not a curated record. The transcript is spliced from 8 exons. The coding region runs from base 1 to 1230 and encodes 409 amino acids. NCBI's taxonomy places the organism in Eukaryota, Oomycota, Saprolegniomycetes, Saprolegniales, Saprolegniaceae.
AUGCUGCAUGCGACGAUGCUCCUCCGCCGCCAUGGCCUGCGCGCCCGGCGCUUCUGCAGCGCGGCGCCGACACCGACACCGACGACGCUCACGAUCGGCGACGUCCUCGCCGAGCGCGAGAAGGUCUUUGCGAACCUCGACACGGCGUCGGCCGGCGAGAUCCACCCGCACUUUGACCGGUGGCAGUCGAUCCAGCACGACGCGCCUGUCCACAGCGCGGUGGAUCUCAUGGUCCAGCGCAACAUUGGCUCGCUCAUUGUGACGCAAGAGGGUCAUGGCAUCGUGGGCAUCGUCACGGAGCGCGAUGUGAUGAAGAAGAUGGCGCCGCAUGACGACGACGAAAAGUCGGCCUCGCACAUUGUGCAGGACAUCAUGUCGAACCACAUUCUAUGCAUUGACCCGUCGACGACCGUCAUGGAAGCCUUUGCGACGAUGACCAAGGAAAACAUUCGCCACCUCGCCGUCAUCCACACGGACAUGAAGCAGACGGUCACGAAGGGCCUCGUCCCCAUCGAUGCGAUGCGUAGCGUCCUCUCGAUCAAGGACAUUCUCAAGGAAUAUGCCAACGACGCGGCCAAGAAGAAGGCGAGCCUCGUGCCCGAAGGCGCCGAGGUGGCGGUGCCGACGCCGCCGCCGACGACCGACGCCAAGCCCGUUGCGGACGCCACGCCUGUCGCGAUCACCGCGGGCUCGCUCCUCCGCAAGAAGCAUGAAAAGGUCAAGCUCAUUCUCAACACGCGCAUUGAGGACAGCGUGUCGGUCGCCGAAGCGGUUCGGGAGAUGGCCCGUCGCAACUUUGGCGCGGUCCUCGUCAUGGACGACGAACUCCACGUCAAGGGCAUCUUCACCGAGCGCGACUACUUGACCAAGGUGCUCCACCCCAAGCUCAACGCCCACGACGUGCUUGUCAAAGACCUCUGCUCGAAAGGGGUCUUCACGCUCAAGAGCGACGCGACGCUCGAGACGUGCGUCCACGAAGCUGCUAUCCAGAACUUCCGCCACCUGCCGGUCGUCGACGCCAAGGACGACAUUGUCGGCGUCCUCUCGGUCAAGGACGUGGUGCGUGAGAUCUCGCGCGAAUUCAAAAGCACGCAAGGCUACUGGCUCAUGGAGUAUUUCAAGUCGAAAAUGGAGCCCAAGACCGAAGCGCCCAAGGUCGAUGCUGUCCCGCCGCCGCUUGUCGAGCCGCCCGCCGACGCAGCCAAGGAGACGCCCAAGCCCAGCGUCUAA